AUGAGCUCGUCAAAUUUGUUGGAGUCAUUUGAAAAGAAUACGACGACGCAUGGUGUGGGCACCAUUGCUUUGUCGACUGGACGCUUUAAAAAGAUAUUUUGGAUUUGUUUCACCUUUGCUGCAACAGCUGUCUUGAUCUUCAACCUGUACAGACAGAUCCAAAAGUACUUCGAUUAUUCAGUCUCGGUCGGCAUCUCGAUACAACACGCCAACGAUAUCGACUUCCCGGCCAUCACGCUGUGCAAUAUCAACCCGGUAAAAAAAUCUCAAUUCCAAAGAAAUUAUCAAACCACUACUUCUGCACCUGUUUUACCAAAAGAAACUUUUUUAAAAGCAGAGUUAUUGACAGAAAUUUUAUCAAAUUCAAGCAAACGUUUCGGUUAUACAUUGAACGAUCUUGUACUCAACUGCACAUUUGCGGGCAGCAACUGUGAUCCAAAAUAUUUUUUCCAAUUUUACAACCCGAUUCACGGAAACUGCUUCGUCUUCAACAGUGGAUGGCAGGUUGCAAGUUUGAAGUCCCAUCGAACAGGCAGACGAUACGGUCUCAUGAUGACAUUGAACAUAAACCAAGACGAAUACGUUAGUGACGCUGGUGACACGGCUGGUAUCAGACUUGUCGUCCACAUUGGAUUGCAGGCCCCAUUCCCAGAGGACCAGGGCAUCCUAGUCAGUCCUGGACAUUUGACCUCAAUUUCAUUGAAGAAGAUUGUUGUUGAGAGGAGAGGCCAACCGUACUCGAAGUGCGUGGACUCAAGCGAUGCCAACAUGGACAAUGUUUAUAAAGAAAUUUUCCCUGAAACUAGAUACAGUCAAGGAGUAUAA
Helobdella robusta is the source of this 825-nucleotide messenger RNA. RefSeq lists its product as hypothetical. The transcript is spliced from 6 exons. Gene Ontology annotation, molecular function: ligand-gated sodium channel activity. Gene Ontology annotation, biological process: sodium ion transmembrane transport. The record is from RefSeq and is a predicted model, not a curated record. Bases 1 to 825 code for a protein of 274 amino acids. Lineage: Eukaryota; Metazoa; Annelida; Clitellata; Rhynchobdellida; Glossiphoniidae. Gene Ontology annotation, cellular component: membrane.